AUGGCUUGCAUAUUCAGCCUGUCCAUGGCCGCAACUGAGCACACCGUCGGCGGCGAGGACUUUGGAUGGCAAAUUCCCCAAACCAAAUCCUUUUAUCAAGAUUGGGCUGAUGCUCGUACCUUCACAGUUGGCGACAAAUUAACUUUUCCUCACACGACUAGCGUGCAUAGUGUGGUGGAGGUGACAAAGAGUGACUUCGAUGCUUGCAGGCAGACGGAGGUGAUCGGAAUGUACUAUAUGGGACCAACAGUGCUGGAACUCACUGAGCCUGGAAUGCAUUACUACUUUUGUGGUGUAGGGAUGCACUGUGAGGCUGGCCAGAAGUUCAGAAUCAAUGUCAAGCCUUCUGCUUGA
Dioscorea cayenensis subsp. rotundata (Guinea yam) is the source of this 354-nucleotide messenger RNA. RefSeq names its product uclacyanin 1-like. The record is from RefSeq and is a predicted model, not a curated record. NCBI's taxonomy places the organism in Eukaryota, Viridiplantae, Streptophyta, Magnoliopsida, Dioscoreales, Dioscoreaceae. The transcript has 2 exons. Gene Ontology annotation, cellular component: plasma membrane. The coding region runs from base 1 to 354 and encodes 117 amino acids. Gene Ontology annotation, molecular function: electron transfer activity.